Messenger RNA from Folsomia candida, 2904 nucleotides. Its product is annotated as MBT domain-containing protein 1. The transcript is spliced from 8 exons. Gene Ontology annotation, cellular component: nucleus. Lineage: Eukaryota; Metazoa; Arthropoda; Collembola; Entomobryomorpha; Isotomidae. The record is from RefSeq and is a predicted model, not a curated record. Bases 298 to 2655 code for a protein of 785 amino acids. Gene Ontology annotation, biological process: regulation of DNA-templated transcription.
AGGCUUUUGCAUUUUUAGUUCAAUUUUACUUUUAAUUUUUUUAAGUUUUGAUUUUCAAAAAGCGACAAUUAUCUGCUGACUAUUGUUCAGGCCUGACUCUACACGAUUUGCGACGAUAAGAAGACCAGAAGACCCAUAGCUCUUCCAUUUCUUUUGACUUUUAGAGGUGCGGGUGGAUGGGGGAUAUUUUUCUUAAGCUUUAUGGGCACCUAAUAUUACGCCGAUUUGGAAAUCUGUUAGAACGAUUCUACUAGAAUUGUAGAAUAAAGACUGAAGACUUUUGACAAGCCGAAUAAUAUGAUGAGAGAUAUGCAAAUUACUUCAAAUGGCGGUGGCGUCGUGGGUGUGGAAGAAAUCCCUGUUAGAGUUGUUAUUACAACUGGAGAAGAUAUGGAUGACGGACUCGUACUUUCUGAAUCAAUAAACCUGGAUGAGCUUGCGCCACCAAGUUUUCCACCAAUGCCACCAAUGAUAGGUUGCUCGACAUCCGCAAAAUCAUCAAGCUCGAGCUCUUCCAGUGGCAGCUCUUCAAGCUCAUCUUCAGGCAGCAGUGGGAGUAGUAGUUCAAGUUCGUCAGAUGAAUCUGGGGACGAAACGGAUACAAAGGAUAAGUCGGGAGAGACGAGUGCCAAUCCCACCCUCAAUAAAACCAGGAUUAAAGCACGGGUUGGGAAUGGUUCACCACUUUCAGCAUCGAAACUUGUUCCAAAUCUUGCUCCCCCUGUCUUGUCAAUGCCAAUAAUACCUGGAAAAGUUGUUGCUGCAGGGAAUGUGGUUAACGACACGAUAAGAGUUGUUCCAAUCAAGGAAAAUACUAAUAAAAGUCUUACGAGUGAGGGAAAAGGAGCAAGUAAAAAUUUAUCAAAUGUGAAAAAAUUGGAAAUUAAAAAGAAAGAAGAAAAGAUUGAUCCUACGAUGAGGUUCAAGUCAGUCAUAACAUCAAUGAAUAAGAGUACUUCUUCUACUGAUACACCUGCCAAUACCAAUGGAACUAUAAAUCACGGUUUAAAUGGGAUGGGUAAUCAGGAUGACAUCAAAAUACUACCUGGUUCAUCUACCUCUAAAACAAAACAAGGUCGUCAAAGUCAGACUAGAAGAUCUUCAAGGCCAAAUAAAUCGUUGAAAAUAUUAGAUGAGAAACUUUCAGGCUUUAUGCAAAAUCGCAUAGUAGUCGAAAAGCCUGGAGAUGAAACUUUUUUUGGAAAAAAACAAAAAACGAAGCGAAAAAAGCUUGAAGAUCCGCAAGAUCCAUUGACAGAUCCCAAGUUUGAAGUUGAUGGUGACGCUCCCAAAACCUUCCUUAGAUUAAGUGGGAAAACUAGGGAUUGGGAUAACUAUCUCAAUACUAAAAACCCCGAGAAUUUUAAAUGGAUUGCUCCUGUAAGCAAGUUUCAGAAUGCCCCCAUGUCUAACAUUUGGAAAGAUUUAGCCAAGCCAGGAAUAAAGAUUGAAAUUCCAAACGUCUUCAUCUCUUGUAACCGGCCAGUCUACUGGAUUGCCACAAUCAAGUUUUUUGCCGGAUACAAAGCACUCGUCCAAUACGAAACUUUUGGGUAUGAGCCUGCAAUGUUCGCGUGGAUGUCGUUCUGCAGUGUCGUUCCAAAACCUAUUGGAUAUUGCGAUGAAAACAAAAUUGUGCUGUUCCCUCCACACAAAGUUUUUGAAGCAAUUCCAAAUUUUAUGCAUAUACUUAUGUCCGUCAUUCAUCAGUACCGUUUGGUCACUCUGAAAAACGAUCACAUAGAGAUUGUGACCGAAGCCAUAAAAGCACAACAAAAAUACAAACUUCACGAUAUGGUUGAAGUCAUGGACUGCAAUUGCACUGGAAGUCGGCGCUUAGCUAAGGUGACCGGACUUAUCGGGGAUCGAGUUCACAUAACGUACGUCAAAAAUGCUGGCUACGAUGAAGGCAAAGACCCUGGAUACUGGUUCAAUGUGAAAAGCGAUCAAAUCAAUCCAUUGGGUUGGUGCCAAGCAGUAGGAGCGGAGCUGACAGGAGUUCCCAGAAACUUGGUAUUUUCGAACUUGGACACAUCAAAACUGCCUUCGUAUCCUGACGAUAUAUAUUUCAGUAGAGGAAUGGUCUUUGAAGUGAUCCACCCUUUUAACCUGGAUCGAAUUGCCGCAGGAAAAAUCGAACAAGUUUAUAAAUUUGGCUAUUUUUUGGCAACAAUUACUUGCAACAAACCACUCACAGAAAGCAUGCAGUUUGUGUUCCACAUCUCAUCACCCUGGCUUCUUCCUUGUGGAUUUUGUGCAGAGAAUGGAAUUGAACUUGCCGUUCCUAGCGGAGAAUCAAAGGCCACAUUCAAUUGGAAAAAUUAUUGUUCAAAGAAGAAGGCGGUUCGAUUGGAUCUAAGCUCACUAUUGCCAACGCGUUCCAAUAAUCCGUUUUCCACUGGGGAGAAAUUUGAGGCUAUUGAUCUUAGACAGCCCUCAUACUGUGGACCUGUGACGGUAAUAAAGGUUGCCCAACAUUUGAUGCUGCUCCAUUUCGACGGGUGGCCAAGAGACUCAGAGUAUGCUCGUCAAUGGAUUGAUUUCAAGUCUCCGGAAAUUUAUCCUGCAGGGUGGUCUGAACUGACGGGUCACGAAUUUCAAAGUCAUCCUGAGCUCCCCAAAUUAGAGGAUAAUCCAGUUUGUCUGAUUCCAUGAAUGAAUAGAGAUUUUUUUUGUACUUAUAAAUUGAUAGUGAUCGUCAUCAUGAUUUUGGUGACUGUGAUUGUGAAACAUUUUGAGCUUUUGACAAAUUCAGUAAAUUAAAAUAGUUAUCAAAGCGUAAUUUAAUAAUUUCAACCACAAUUAUUUUUCUAUUAACAAAUAAAUGGAUGAUGUAUCACAGGUUAAAGUCAGGUUAAAAUGGUUGCAGGAAAUAUACUUAUUAAUAAAAACUUUGAUAAUUCA